AUGACUCGUAGUCGAAGCGCCGCGAAGCAUGAUUCUUCCGACGAUGAGCUCCGCAUGGACGAAGAGAGAGUUCUGAACACUUAUGACGCUGCUUCUGAUUAUGCUUCUUCUUCUGGUGCUUUUGUUUUGUCGGAAUUUCUAGAUAAUAUUAAGAUUGAGAUUAUCAAUGAAAAGAGAGACGGGAUGGAUCUCGAGUUUGAUCUAAUGAGAGUGGAAGCCCCAAUUGCUAAUGCUUUACGUCGUAUUUUAAUUGCCGAGGUUCCUACUAUGGCUUUUGAGAAAAUAUAUUUAUAUCAGAAUACUAGUGUGAUACAGGAUGAAGUUCUUUGUCAUAGAAUUGGCUUACUACCUCUAAAAAUUGAUCCCAGACUUUUUGAAAUGCCUCUUGAAAAGGUUAUCGGAAUAAACGAGAAAGGUGUAGAUUGUGACGAAGAGCCAGAACCAGAUCCGUCAAAAAACCUAGUUUUCAAGUUCCACGUUCUCUGCAAACGCAACAAAAAUGCUCCUAGUACUGCUACUGAGCCAGUGCAGCUAUAUCAUAGCAGUUCCGCUUACUCAAAAUCGUUCGAGUGGAAACCAUGUGGAGAGCAAGCUAGUUUAUUUGAAAGUGAUCCACCAAGAAUGGUUCAUGAUAAUAUCCUCGUAGCCAAGCUACGUCCAGGACAGGAAAUUGAAGCUAGUUGCCAUGUUGUUAAAGGAAUAGGAAGAGAUCACGCCAAGUUCAGCCCCGUGGCUACCGCGAGCUAUAGAUUGCUACCCACAAUUCGAUUUUUGAAAGACUUCGAGGAUAAAGAUGCUGAGAGAGUCAGAGAGUCUUUUGCUGCAGGAGUAGUCGAAAUUGUUAACAAAGGAGGAAAAAAUGUCGCUGUCGUAAAAGAUGCACGAAGCGAUACUUGUAGUCGCAACAUUUUCCGACAUGAAGAUCUGGCUCCUCAUGUGAUCUUAGGUAGAAAGAAGAAUCAUUUCAUCUUUAGCGUUGAGUCUACUGGCGCAUUGAAAUCCCAUGAGUUGGUUACGGAAGCUUGCAAGGUAAUGGAAAACAAAUGCCGUUCGUUGAAGGAAGAGGUCAUGAAAGCCUUGAAACUGACCUGA
Messenger RNA from Auanema sp. JU1783, 1092 nucleotides. Lineage: Eukaryota; Metazoa; Nematoda; Chromadorea; Rhabditida; Rhabditidae. The record is from the annotation of a GenBank genome assembly.